Messenger RNA from Dovyalis caffra, 1557 nucleotides. The record is from the annotation of a GenBank genome assembly. Lineage: Eukaryota; Viridiplantae; Streptophyta; Magnoliopsida; Malpighiales; Salicaceae.
AUGUCUACCAAUUCGCUACUGCUUUUCGUUCUUGCAUUUUUACAUUUGUCUGGGCUUUAUACCAAGACAAGCGGUGCCUUCUCCAUUGAAGAAGCAACUAUAGAUGAUCUUCAGCUAGCUUUUAAGCAAAACCAACUAACCUCAAGACAACUUGUUGCGUUCUACCUCAAACGGAUACGCAGGCUCAACCCACUUCUUAAAGGGGUCAUAGAGGUAAACCCUGAUGCAAUCUUCCUAGCCGAUAAGGCUGACAGAGAGCGCAAGGCCAACACACCAGGGUCUUCUGUUGGUUUACACGGCAUUCCUAUCCUGCUCAAGGACAACAUUGCAACCAAAGACAAACUGAACACUACAGCUGGCUCUUAUGCACUGCUUGGUUCAGUUGUGCCUCGGGAUGCAGGUGUGGUGGUGAAGUUGAGGAAAGCUGGAGCUAUCAUUUUAGGGAAGGCUAGCUUGAGCGAGUGGGCUAAUUUUAGGACAAAUGGUGCACCCUCAGGUUUUUGUGGGAGAAGUGGCCAAGGAAAGAAUCCGUAUGUUUUGUCUGCGACUCCUUGUGGGUCAAGCAGUGGGUCAGGAAUUUCGGUGGCAGCAAAUUUGGCAGCCGUGUCACUAGGGUCUGAGACUGAUGGCUCCAUCCUAUGUCCAUCCAGUUACAACUCAGUUGUGGGCAUCAAACCCACUGUUGGACUCACAAGUAGAGCUGGGGUUAUCCCAAUCACCCCAAGACAAGACACUGUGGGGCCAAUGUGCAGGACAGUAUCAGAUGCUGUGUAUGUCCUUGAUGCCAUUGUAGGCUUUGAUUCAAAUGAUGUUGCAACUAGAGAAGCAUCAAAAUACAUUCCACAUGGUGGCUACAGACAAUUUCUUCACCCUCUUGGGCUUAAAGGGAAGAGAUUGGGGAUAGUGAGGGAUCCAUUUUACAAUUUCGGCAACGAUAAAGGAUCCGUUCUGAUCAAACAAACUUUUGAGCACCAUUUUCAAACACUAAGACGAGAAGGGGCAGUUCUUAUAGACAAUUUGCAAAUAAGCGAUGUUGACACAAUCACAAACGGGCAGAGUGGUGAAUCACUUGCAAUAUUGCUCGAAUUCAAGCCAGCUUUGAAUAAAUAUCUAAAACAGCUGGUGGCAUCUCCAGUCCGAUCCUUAGCAGAUGUGAUAGCCUUCAACAAAAAAUUCUCCAAACUGGAGAAGACUAAGGAGUAUGGUCAAGUCCUCUUCGAGCAAUCCGAGUUCUUGAGCCGAAAUGUAUCGAAAGUUGAUGCUAUAUUGAAGAAACUGGUGUCAAAUUUCAAAAAACUUUCCAAGAAUGGACUGGAGAAAUUAAUCAAGAAGAACAAACUAGAUGCAUUGGUGGCACCUAGUACUAGUGCCGUAACGUCUGUUCUUGCAAUUGGACAAUAUCCAGGAAUCAGUGUCCCUGCUGGGUAUAAUAGUGAGGGAGUGCCUUUUGGCAUUUGCUUUGGGGGACUAAAGGGUUCAGAGCCAAAGCUUAUUGAGAUUGCUUAUGGCUUUGAAACAGCUACUAAGGUUAGGAAGCCCCCUACAUUCAAGCCUUAA